Messenger RNA from Oryza brachyantha (malo sina), 745 nucleotides. RefSeq names its product thiosulfate sulfurtransferase 16, chloroplastic-like. Gene Ontology annotation, molecular function: catalytic activity. NCBI's taxonomy places the organism in Eukaryota, Viridiplantae, Streptophyta, Magnoliopsida, Poales, Poaceae. The record is from RefSeq and is a predicted model, not a curated record. The transcript has 6 exons. Bases 145 to 603 code for a protein of 152 amino acids.
AGGCACCCACAGAACUCGACUGCCGACUGCCGAGUGCGGCUGCAAGGCUGCAACCCAUGACCCAUCUAUCUCUGUGUGCUGUUACCAGCAACACAAUUCCACAGGAAACGCGAGUAGGAUGAACGGCACCUUCCUACCCCUACGAUGGCGAUGAUGAGAUUGCCUUCUGUGCUCGUGAUCUACAUCUUGGCUGCUCCGCUGCUGCCGGCGCGCGGCUCGGAGCCAUCGUCCACGCCGGUACCGUCCGUCGACGUGACGGCGGCCAGCCACCUGGUCAGCUCCGGUGGCCACCGCUACUUGGACGUCAGGACAGAAGAGGAAUUCAAGAAGGGGCAUGUGGAGAAUUCUCUUAAUGUGCCAUUCCUUUUCUUUACCCCUCAAGGGAAGGAAAAGAACACCAAGUUCGUAGAGCAGGUGGCAUUGCAUUAUUAUAAAGAGGACAACAUAAUUGUGGGUUGCCUAAGUGGAGUAAGAUCUGAACUAGCAUCUGCCGAUCUCAUAGCAGCCGGAUUCAAAAAUGUAAAGAACAUGGAAGGUGGUUACACGGCAUGGGUCGAAAACGGCCUUGUGGUGAAUAAACCUCAAGCGAAUGAUGAGCUCUAGUUUCAAUUUUGUAUGUUUAGAUAACGAAUUUCCUUCAUUUACUGUGAGUCUGUGACUGGGUGUUAAUUUGAUUUGUAAAAAGGGAAGAUAUAAUAAAAGAAUGUUAUAUUACUUGAGUGGAUUGUCUUAAUUUGUUGGAUAU